Messenger RNA from Cladophialophora immunda, 2675 nucleotides. RefSeq lists its product as uncharacterized. Bases 780 to 2381 code for a protein of 533 amino acids. NCBI's taxonomy places the organism in Eukaryota, Fungi, Ascomycota, Eurotiomycetes, Chaetothyriales, Herpotrichiellaceae. The record is from RefSeq and is a predicted model, not a curated record. The transcript has 2 exons.
CGAAACGAUGCGUUUCUAAAACACUUACAAGAAAAUGGUCACUUACACGCGACCCCACUACCUCUCCGUCUAGACUGCUUCGGUCUUCCGAGGGCGCCUUGUUGAAGGGGGCAUUCGUGGUACCUAAGGGCGAACUUUGUUCUUCUGUGCCCUCUCCCAAUCUCCCCCUCUUGCUCGCAGCCCCAGAAGGCCCGAGGAAAGGGUCGGGUCGCUCAGAACGUGGUGGACCAGGCCCGCCACGACCAUUAUACCUUCCGUUCGCAGUUGGUUGUGUCACCGAUGAUUCAUCCAUUGUCCAACGUUGACGACGCAGCUGAGGCUCGGGUUUGAAAGAGCGUUGUGAAACCCCCCUUCUGCUGUACUGCAUCUUCUUGUGUGGCUUCUUUCCCUUUCUGCCUCUACGCUUGUCUCAGCGGUCAUGACUCUUUCCACGAGGCUGUGUCAUUGAUGGCACCCCUCAACCAGCGACUUUGUGCAGCAGCUCAUGAUUUCACAUACAACCAUUCUGACUGUACGCCAACUAUUCGUAUUGAGGCUUACAAUCUCUCAAAGCGCGGAUACAUACGGACUCUCGGCGAUUCCACCUGUUGGGCGAUUCAGUAUACCAGUCGGCGACAAUGCACGGCGCCGUAUAUCUGCUGGUACUUGAGCCUCGCCCGUUUUUCAGAUGGGCCAUUCGCUCUGCACAUAUAACGACUGUGCCCCUUGUUCCUUGAAAUUAGUCCCAGGAUCAUCGACUCGAGUUUCCUUACCUCUUCAUUCCAACAGCAACAGGCACCAUGAAAAUAUCUUCGGGUUUUCUCAUUCUAUUGCUUUCGGCAUCAGGUGGCGCGCAAGAAGACAGCAAUAAAUCCGAUGACUUUGUCUCAUGGCAAGAUUCUCCCAAUCAGCGAGGUACGAUGGAUAUCGUCUGGUCAUGCUUGUUCACCGUCUUCAUUUGUGUUUGGACCGCCGUCCAUCUCAACGUGCCGGCUCCCCCUGAUACCGACACAAUGUUCGCCUUGUGGCUGAGGAGGAUAAAAUGGGGUUCGCUCCCCUUCAUUCUUGUUGAACGUCCAACUAACGCAUGCCUAGUCGGAAACUGCUGCAUGGUUCCCGAAAUCGUUUUACUGUUAGCUGCCGGCCAGUGGUCCUUGGCUCGUGCUUGCUGGCGCGAAAUGAGAGAUGUCAUCGCCGAGCUUGACGAGGCACAUGAAAUGGAGGCUGGCGAGAGACUGAACGCAAAGUCCACGGCUACCCCAACAAUCGAGCUUAGGGGUCCCAAUCUUGAACCUGAUUCGGAAGAGGCACCGGAAGCAGAGAGGACACGACCAAAAUUGCGCCGAGCUGAGACGUUUGAAGAGCUGAAAAGAAGGAAACAUGAUGAGAGGUGGACAUUGCGGCAUGCAUUCUAUGCCAACAUGGGUGGCUUCCGGCUCAGAGACAGCACGGGCCAGGUGUACAUUGUCACCGCCAAACACAUCAACCACCUGGUUCGGAAGAGAUACAUCGACCUGCCCAAGAUAACGCCCUUGGAAAUCAAUGACCGAAGCAAAUCCGACAGUCUGGCCAAAUUCUUGGCCAUCUUGCAAGUGGGAUCGCUUGCCAUACAGGUGAUCGCCCGAACCAUCCAAAAACUGGAAACAACGACACUGGAGGUCACGACUUUGUCAUUCGUUGUUUGUACGUUAGGCACUUUCAUCGCCUGGUAUCGGAAACCCUACGAUGUGCAAACUUUUAUUGUGCUCGAUAUGCCGGGCUAUGCCAUCGAAGACAUCGAAUUGAAAUUCGUGGAGAGGAACGGCAAGCAGCGAGAUUUGCUGCAGGAAUAUAUCACAGGACAUCAAACGAGUAACGUGGUCGACAACGAUGGCAAACUCCUGGCGCCGUACAACAAGCUGACGAUCAUCGAUGAUGGCCUCCCGACAUUUACCGCCUCAUUCACCGACGUAUAUGGCCAUUUCUGGGGGCGAAAACCCUAUGAUGCAAAUCGAAUUCGCAACGACCGCCUGCCGGUGAUGGAAAAACCAGUCACACUUGUCUGCGCUAUCACAACGCUUGCUUAUGCCGGCCUUCAUAUUGCAGCAUGGAAUAUACCUCUGGCGACCAACAUUGAACGAUUGCUCUGGCGGAUCGCGUCCAUUGUGCUGAUAAGUUGUGUGGUCGUCUGGUUCUUCAUGGACCACUUUGAGGAGUAUUUGGCCCACAGAAGAGUCAAGAAGGGGAAGGUGACUGAUGGAGUGAUUGUCCCUUGGUGGAGAAUCCCGGCAUCGAUCGCUGUGGCUUUUGUUUAUGGCUUGUCUAGGCUCUAUGUGCUUGUCGAAUCAUUUGCGGCGUUGAGGUGGAUGUCGAAGUCAGCAUACGAACAAGUAGACUGGGGGAAAUGGGUGCCGCACCUGUGAUCACCGACGGCGCUGAGACGGUUGCCAAAGUCAGCAUACGAACCAUUAGACUGGGGGAACUGGGUGCCGCACUUAUGUUGGUGUCUUGAUGAGGACAACGAGUGAUGAGAGAGGAACCUUAAAGAGACGGCUAGUAUGGGAAUGGCGAAUGAUGAAGGAGUUCUGGGUGCACAUAUCUUGCCCUUUGGGAUGGGUCGGGUCGAUCUGGCGUUUGUUAGGAUCCAGGGUUGUUCACUGGUCUUCUUUUAAUGCUUCUGUUGUUGCAAAUUGAGGCCUGCGAGUCAUUCGAUUUUG